UAACUUUCCCUUUCAUUACAUUGCGUUUUCUUCUCUUCUUCUACAUAUUAUUACCUGUGUCUCUGUUCUUGAAGCUGAAGUUUUACCUUACAGUCUCUCCUUUUUCAAAAGUCGAGCUAAAUGGAUCUGAAGCUAUGGGAGGUCAUCUGAGCAAGAAAUUACCAGCAGAAAUUGCUGCUUCUUCUUCUUCUUCCACUAUUGUUAAUCUCAACAACAAUUUACAAUACGCAACUGAAUUAAGCUUUUAUGAAGCAGCUUGCAGGCUCGAUAAAGACUUACAAACAUUUGAUACAAGUCUUCAAGUCCGUACAAAUCAGGUCAUCAAUACUCUUGCUGUUGGUGUUGAGGUUAGAGCUCUUUCUUUUGAUUCUUUAAAAGAAGUAACAGAAUGUCUAUUAGAAAUGAAUCAAGAAGUUGUUAAAGUGAUCUUGGAAUGCAAGAAGGACAUAUGGAAAAAUCAAGAAUUGUUUGAGCUUGUUGAAGAAUAUUUUGAGAAUAGUUUGCAGACUUUGGAUUUCUGUACUGCAUUGGAGAAAUGCUUAAAGCGUGCUCGCGAUAGCCAGUUGUUUAUUCUUGUCGCGCUUCAACAAUUCGAAGAAGAAAGUGUAAAUGGAGGAAAUAGGUUUGGUAAGACAUUGGAAGGAUUAAAGAAUUUUAAGUCUGCAGGAGAUCCUUUCACUGAGGACUUCUUCCAGCUUUUUCAGUCAGUUUACAGGCAACAAAUACUAAUGCUUGAGAAACUGCAGUCAAGAAAGAACAAAUUGGAUAAGAAACUUAAGUACAUCCAUGCUUGGAGAAAAGUUUCAAGCAUAAUAUUUGUUGCUACUUUUGCUGCUGUUUUAAUCUGUUCAGUUGUUGCAGCAGCCAUGGCAGCGCCUCCUGUAGCUGCUGCUUUGGCUGCUGCAACGUCGAUCCCAUUAGGCUCGAUGGGCAAAUGGAUCGACUCGCUAUGGAAGAAUUAUGAAAAUGCAUUGAAAGGGCAAAAGGAAUUAACGAGUACAAUGCAAGUGGGUACUUAUGUUGCCAUUAAAGAUUUGGAUAAUAUUCGAUUGUUAAUCGAUCGAUUGGAGAUAGAUAUUGAAGGAUUAAUGGUAAAUGCAGAAUUUGCAAUUGAAGAAGAAGCUGUGAGAAUUGCAAUAGAGGAGAUUAAGAAGAAAUUGGAAGUGUUUAUGAAACAUGUUGAAGAUUUAGGAGUACAAGCUGAUAAUUGCAGCCGCGAUAUUAGAAGAGCAAGAACUGUGGUUUUGCAAAGGAUAAUUAAACAUCCCAAUAACUAAUUAAUUUAAGGGUUUUAGUAAUUAAUUUUUUCAUUUUAUUUUAUUUUCCAUUUUGGGAUAUAUGAUUAUUGUUUCAUUAAUGGUUGUUAAUUAGUACUGCACAUGAUUUGUGUUAAAAGUUUAAUUUCUUUCUUGACUAUGAAUUUCAUGUUCAACUUCGAUUUUAGGGAA
This is a messenger RNA of Jatropha curcas, 1448 nucleotides long. Its product is annotated as UPF0496 protein At4g34320. The record is from RefSeq and is a predicted model, not a curated record. Lineage: Eukaryota; Viridiplantae; Streptophyta; Magnoliopsida; Malpighiales; Euphorbiaceae.